Rhopalosiphum maidis (corn leaf aphid) is the source of this 529-nucleotide messenger RNA. RefSeq names its product NADH dehydrogenase [ubiquinone] 1 alpha subcomplex subunit 2 (gene ND-B8). Bases 115 to 390 code for a protein of 91 amino acids. The transcript is spliced from 3 exons. Lineage: Eukaryota; Metazoa; Arthropoda; Insecta; Hemiptera; Aphididae. The record is from RefSeq and is a predicted model, not a curated record.
CGAAAAUUUUUUAGUUUCCUAAGAACCAUCGAACAUUACGUUAAUUCGACUUACAAGUAUUUACAAGUUACUGAUCUGUGUUCUUUUUUCGUUUUAUCUUACCAAAAUCCAAUCAUGUCUGCAAUUAAGUUUGGUAGCCACCUAAAAGAACUACGAUUGCACUUAUGUCAGUCAUCUCCUUCAAGCAAAGGAGUGCGACAGUUUGUUGAAAAAUACUAUGUACCAUUAAAAAAAGCUAAUCCAAAAUUUCCCAUUUUGGUGCGCGAAUGUAGUGGUGUGGAACCAAAAGUGUUUGCUCGCUUUGAAUUUGGACAAGAACGAAGCGAACAACUAUCUGAUCAAUCAGCGGAUAAUGUACUUAAGAAAAUAGAAGGAUUAGUAAAACAAUAGAAUUGUGGUAAAAGAAAAAUAAUGUUAUUUUAAUAUUAUGUACAUAUUAUAAAAUAUUGUAGUAAAUAUAUUUCAAUUUUUGUAGUCUGCUCAGCAAAAUGAUAUUGAAUUGAAUUAUUAAAUAUUUUAAAUCAUUUAA